This is a messenger RNA of Ornithorhynchus anatinus (platypus), 822 nucleotides long. Its product is annotated as SLAM family member 9-like. Gene Ontology annotation, cellular component: external side of plasma membrane. Gene Ontology annotation, biological process: T cell activation. The transcript has 4 exons. Bases 1 to 822 code for a protein of 273 amino acids. The record is from RefSeq and is a predicted model, not a curated record. Lineage: Eukaryota; Metazoa; Chordata; Mammalia; Monotremata; Ornithorhynchidae.
AUGGAGUGGUCUCCCCGGCCCCUCUCUCUCCUGCUGCUGCUUCUCCAGGCCCAGGUGGAGACAGGAAGCCAACGGGAGCUGAUUGGGGCCAUUGAGGGGUCAGUCACCCUCCCCCCGGACAUCCUGGCCGGGCAGCGGGUCGAGAGCAUCAUCUGGACUUGCAACGGAACUGUGGCCGCGGUGAUCUCAGUAGGACCUGGAAACCUCUCUCACACCAUCAAAACCUUUCAACGGUACAGGGAACGAGUGAGUGUCCCCACAGAUGGCUACUCCUUGACCAUCAGCGACCUGGACCUGGGGGACACGGGGACCUACAGGGUGGAAAUCUUACCCAGGACCACUUUCAGGACUUCGGAUUACUUCCUACAAGUCUUCUGGCUGUCCCCCUCGACUCACCCUUCUGCUCAUGUCCCCCCUCCACCGCCCACACCCGGCACCUCCUCAGAGCCCCUGCAGGAGCCCACGGUCUCGGCGAGGCCCACGGGGUGUAACAGCGGCUUCUGCAGUGCCUCCCUGACUUGCUCUGUGGCCGGAGAAGGGGCCGGCGUGAUGAUCAGCUGGUUGCCCCUGGGGCUGGGGGCUAUGGGUUCCUCCAAUGGCUCUGUCCUCAACAUCUUCUGGAGGGACAGUUACACGUGCACCGCCAGAAACCCUGUCAGUAACAGCUCCUUCACCUUCCACACUGACUGGCUACACUGUCCAGGGUCCCAGAAAUCAAGACUCACCGGCGUGAUGUGGACACUCCUUCUCAAGGGGCUUCUCCUCCUCGUGCUCCUGGGGGUCCUGGCGACCAGGCUCACCCUGGGGCAGCCCCCUCUGUGA